Molecule: messenger RNA, 1520 nt
Organism: Centropristis striata (black sea bass)
Lineage: Eukaryota; Metazoa; Chordata; Actinopteri; Perciformes; Serranidae
Gene: slc25a11
Product: solute carrier family 25 member 11
Exons: 9
Coding region: 163-1077 (304 amino acids)
Biological process (GO): oxaloacetate transport; succinate transmembrane transport; malate transmembrane transport
Cellular component (GO): mitochondrial membrane
Molecular function (GO): malate transmembrane transporter activity; sulfate transmembrane transporter activity; antiporter activity
Source: RefSeq, a predicted model, not a curated record
UGGUCGACCGGCUCUCACACCCGGACGUGCCGCCGCAGAGAGUCACCUUGCCCCGCCGCUGAGCUGCUGUACUGGUAACAGCAGGUGACCGACCAACCGACAGCAGCGGGAAUCUGACCGGAGAGACUCCGGGCACCGAGCGACCGACCGAGCGGCGGAAACAUGGCAGAGGCGAAGCCGAAGACCUCCCCGAAGGCCAUCAAGUUCCUGUUCGGAGGCUUGGCCGGGAUGGGGGCCACAGUGUUUGUGCAGCCGUUGGACCUGGUAAAGAACAGGAUGCAGCUGAGCGGUCAGGGGUCCAAGGCCCGAGAAUACAAGACCAGCUUCCACGCCUUGUUCUCCAUCCUGAGGACGGAGGGGGUGAGCGGCAUCUACACCGGCCUGUCUGCAGGUCUCCUCCGUCAGGCCACCUACACUACGACCCGUCUGGGGAUCUACACCAUCCUGUUUGAGAAGAUGACGAGUUCAGACGGACGGCCGCCAAACUUCUUACUCAAGGCGCUCAUCGGUAUGACAGCCGGAGCCACAGGAGCGUUUGUAGGGACACCAGCAGAGGUCGCUCUCAUCAGGAUGACUGCUGACGGACGUCUCCCAGUGGACCAGAGGAGAGGGUACAAUAAUGUCUUUAACGCUCUGGCUCGGAUCACCAGAGAGGAAGGACUGACGACUCUGUGGAGGGGGUGUAUUCCCACCAUGGCUCGAGCUGUGGUUGUGAACGCAGCUCAGCUCGCCUCCUACUCCCAAUCCAAACAGGCCCUGCUCGACUCAGGAUACUUCGGAGAUGAUAUUCUGUGUCACUUCUGUGCCAGUAUGAUCAGUGGGCUGGUGACCACGGCGGCAUCCAUGCCUGUCGACAUCGUCAAGACCAGGAUCCAGAACAUGCGGAUGAUUGACGGGAAGCCGGAGUAUAAGAACGGCCUGGAGGUGUUGGUGCGUGUGGUGAGGAAUGAGGGUUUCUUUUCUCUCUGGAAAGGUUUCACUCCGUACUACGCUCGCCUCGGUCCCCACACCGUCCUCACCUUCAUCUUCUUGGAGCAGAUGAACCGCCUCUACAAGACCCACGUCCUGGACCGCUGACACACACACACACACACACACACACACCUACUCUGGACUGCAGCACAAACACAUGUUGAUAAAUCUGGAGAAUUAUUUAAAGGAGCAGCGUCACAUUUGGUCCUGUUACUGUGAACCACACACACACACACACACACACACACACACACACACACACACACACACACACACACACACACACACAGCCAGCAUUUUGAAUGAGGCUCAGUGAGUCAGUAUUAAACAGGACUGUACACAAACACACUCUCUCUCUCUCCCUCUCUCUCUCUCUGUGUGUUUAAGUUCUUUUUGUAAAGAAAAGAAAGUAGUUCAUCAUUUAUUGAUGGUUUAGUAAUCAUUAAUUAUUAAUAAUGUUAACCCCGCCCCCUCAUUAUCAUCAUCAUCAUCAUGGGAUGGCUGGUAACCAUGGUUACAGCUGGACGAAUAAACAUGUCUUGAGCUCA